Molecule: messenger RNA, 1699 nt
Organism: Dermatophagoides farinae (American house dust mite)
Lineage: Eukaryota; Metazoa; Arthropoda; Arachnida; Sarcoptiformes; Pyroglyphidae
Source: RefSeq, a predicted model, not a curated record
UAUGCAUCAUAAUAAAAAAAGUAAAGAAUAUCGUGCUUAUUAUGAAGCUGCAGCUAUUGCAGCAGCGGCUGCUGCAUCAGAAUUUUUUAAACAGCCCACAUCAUCAUCUGCAACAUCAUCAUCGAUUAUGAAUCAAUCAACAUCAAUAUUGGAUUCUGGAUAUGGAUCAUCAUCAUUGAAUCGUUAUCCAGAUCAAACAUCAGCUGGUAAUUAUCCAAUGGUUAAUCCAUAUGAUCAUUUAGCAUCAACAUUGGGUUUGAAUCUUCGCAAUUCUGAAACGAAUAACCAUCAUCAUAAUAAUGGUGGUUAUGGAUCAUCAUCAUCAACCACAAAUUAUCAUUCACAAAGAUUUAAUAAUUCAUCAUCGUCUGCAUUCAUUUUUCCUUAUCCACAACAUCAAUCAACAUCCGGUUAUUAUUCAAAUGGUUGUUGUUCCAAUAGUUUUGAUCCGACAAAUCAAGUGAUUGAUCAACACCUACAACAAUCAGUAUCCAAUAAUUGUUGGAACCGCAAUACAACAACAACAACAGUAGCAACUUUAACUUCAACAAUCCAAACAACAACGAUGACAACAACUGGGACAACUAGGACUACCACCACCACCACAUCAUCAUCAUCAUCAUCAUUGAAUCAAGGGUCCAAUGUCAAUGCUGGAACGACUGCUAAAGCUACUAAUACGAAAGCUACUGAAACCGCUGCAACCAUUUCUACAACUAAACAAAGUCACAAGUCACAUCGUGAGGAAAAUCAUUUAAUUCAAAUAGAUUUGAUCCCACCUACUACGGGUACUAAUGUAGAUGAUGAUGAUGAUUGCAAUCAUCGUGGCCGUUCAACAGUUGAUUCAUCGACUUUAUUGUUUGCAGAUCACCGUCAUCAUAAUAAUCGAUCAUCACCAUUUUGUAGGCCACCAUCAGCUGCAACAAAAAUAUCAAAAUCUUUAUCAAAAGAAUCAGCAUCAUCGCGACAAAUUGAAAUAAAUUUCAAUUUGGAUGAAAAUCGUAAUCGAACAAAAAGUAAUCAUCGACCAUCAACAACAAUAACAACAACAACAGCGACACCAAAAAUGACUGUCGUUCAUCACAUUUUAUCACCAUCGAUUGUAUCGAAUGAAUCACAUCCACAUCCACAUCAUCAUAUACAACAACAACAAACAUCAUCAUCCUCAUAUUUAUCAACAGCUAGUCAUUCAUCAUCAUCAUCAUCAUCAUCAUCAAUAAAUUGUUCACCACCAUUGAUUCUUACAAAUGAUGAUAAUUCACAUGGAUAUAUUGGUUAUCCGAUAUCAACAACAAAAACUUCAAUACAUUUACCGAUCCAUCAGCAACAACAUGGGAAUUCAAUAAAAUCUGGUCCAACAAAACCAAAAUCAAAACCACGUAGACGUGUAGCAACAGUAGCACAACGUCGUGCAGCAAAUAUCCGAGAACGGCGACGAAUGUUUAAUUUAAAUUCAGCAUUUGAUAAGUUACGAAAAAAAGUUCCGACAUUUGCAUAUGAAAAACGUUUAUCAAGAAUUGAAACAUUACGUUUAGCUAUAAUGUAUAUAAGUUUCAUGUCUGAUCUAUUGGAUACAACAAGCAUUGCAAGUGAUAUGACAACAAUUGAACCACCACAGCAACAACAACAACAAUUAUCACCAUCAUUAACAAUGACAAAUCGAUCAAUGAAAAUAUUGAAAUCAAAAAUGGAAAAAUGCUAA